Eruca vesicaria subsp. sativa (arugula) is the source of this 1205-nucleotide messenger RNA. Lineage: Eukaryota; Viridiplantae; Streptophyta; Magnoliopsida; Brassicales; Brassicaceae. The record is from the annotation of a GenBank genome assembly.
GAAAUUGAGACACGAAGAACACGGAGCAAGCAAGCUAGCGAUCGAAACUUUUUUUUUCCUAUUAAAAUCGAAAUUAGGGUUUACGAUUGUUCCCCUCUCCGUCCAUGUCAGAUGGGUACUGGAACCAGCAGAGACACCAUCAGCCUCCGUCGAUCUCCCACGGUGGUCCUCUAAAACGUCCCCGUUCUGACUUCGGCAAUGAUAUGCACAGUUACGUGUCACGUGAUGAGGAUCGAAGUAACCCUCUUCAUUCAGUUAAAGAUACGAGAACAAUUGGCUCAGCUUAUGACCUCUACCUUCAGAGUGUGCAAACGCCAUCUGAAGAAGUUGGUAGGUUUAAUGGAGUUGGCAUGGGAAGACGAGGAGGUGACUUGGGUGAGCUCAUGGCUGGGCGUGGUGGAAUGCUGCCUCCAGAUUUUGGACCAAAUGGUCGAGGUUUGGGUUUUGGUCAACAGGAUUUAGUUGGUAGGCCUAGCCGGGAGCUACUUCGUUUACCUCCGGAUGCAUCCAAUACUCUGUUUGUUGAAGGACUUCCUUCUAAUUGCUCAAGGAGAGAAGUAUCUCAUAUAUUUAGGCCCUUUUUGGGAUAUAGAGAAGUGAGACUUGUAACCAAAGAUUCAAAACAAAGGAAUGGAGAUCCUAUUGUUCUUUGUUUUGUUGAUUUUGAGAAUCCUGCAUGUGCAGCCACUGCUCGUACAGCUCUACAAGGCUAUAGAAUGGAUGAAAAUGAACCAGAUUCCAAGAUUUUGCAAAUCCAGUUUUCAAGAAACCCAGGUCCAAGACCAGGACAACGUGGAGGAAGGAGGUGAUGAGUCAGUGUCCGUAGGAGUAAAAACUCUUUAUCCAUAUCUCUCUCACUCAAAGCAAUAGAUAUGUGUGGAUAGACACAAAGAGUCCAGGAGAUGAGUUGAUUGUAAUCUAGAGUCUCUCACGCUCUUUUUUCCCACCGCCUUGAUAGAUUUAGUGCAUCAUCUUACUACUGCUAUUUAUCAAGCCUAAAAAACUUUGUUACAAUCCUUUACUUUGUAUGUGUGAGGAAUGAUAGCGAUAUAUGAUUUUGAUAGUAUCCUCAGGGAUUGCACUUGUUGAUUAGAUAAUUGGGACUGAAUCCAAAACAGGGACUCAUGAUACAACAUUAUUUUGAGAUUUUUUGUUGUAAGUCAAGUGCUUUUGAAGCUUUUUAAUUUCAAGGUUAUAGCUUUCUU